UCCGAGCUGGCCUUAGAUUGGCGAGGCCUUUGGCUUCUUAACUACGUAAGGCCUAGGUAAGGUAAUUAAUGUGAAGAAAGGAAGGAGCAUUAUUUCCCCAUCUUGGUCAGAAUUGGGUCUCUCCCGCUCUUUCCGCAAUCUCAAAUCCAAUAUUCCUCCUCUCCAUCCAAAAUUCUCACCCUCUUUUCUUCUUCGAUCUAACAUUCUGCAUCUUUGGGCUCCCUUUUUUACUUUUCCCCAUUCAUUCCUCGUCUAAGACUGCGACUGAGACUGAGACCACCCAAAAGCAAACUAGCGAGAGUCCGUCUAUUCACCACUUGCGUCCAUCCGUAUUCUCUUGUUAGUGGAACCGUACUAUCCAAACUGUCCGCGCGCACCUUUGCAUCGACCACUCCUAGGUCACGACUUUUACUCGAGCGUCGCAAGCAAACAAGCAAGCAGGCAAGCAGGCAAGCAGCUUCACUAGCCGCCCUCGGCUCUUCGUCUACGCCUUGCCCUGCCUUUGUUGUACUUCGCUGUGCCCGACUGUUGCAUUGCUUCGUCUCAUAGCCGAGUAUCCUCGUCUUGCCUCGCUUUUGCGCUGCCUUUGACGCCCUGCGCUUAAGCGCCCGUCCUGUGCCGCAUUCCGUACCUUACUUACCCAGUUCUUGGUACACGUCAACAUUCGUCGAGGGUUGUUCCAAGACUCCAUUGCGGCGCUUACUGCCCGUCACCUUUCAGGGCUCCUCGUUAGGUCAUUGGCUGUCAACCACCCACAACCAAAUUCGCUGUAAUUUGAGAGGCUCACAUCCAAUCAUUCACAGCCAGUAUAGAUUCUCUAACACCACUUCGCGUCUGUCUGAACAUGCGACCUACACCUCAUGGUGUUUCAUCAGCCUCCUAUUAUUGCUUAAUCUCGACCUGUCCGAGUCACCGGCAUCAAAGCCUAUAGGCGCUGUCGUGGAUCUUGACUGGUUUCCCAGAUUAGUACCAAUCUCAUCAUUAAUCCCCACGGCGACCUGUGGUAACGGGUGCCUACAUAUUAACUGUAGUGAGGUCCUGUCACCCGUCGCCUGUCAUGGAUCCAUCAACGACUCUCUUCACUUUCUUGUUGUGAGUUCGGACCAUUUCUUCUUUCUUUUGUUAUUUUCUUCCCGUUUGUUUGCUUGUUUGCUCCCUUACUUCGCCUCUCGCUGGUCGAUUGUUGAUCCACUACUUCUGCGGAUCGCCUUCUACGGGACCGUUGAGUCGGUUCGUUAUAUCCAAUCCAUCUUUACAAAAAUCGUUCUCUUCAGCAAUUGGACCACUUUCACUCCCACUGCGUCAGCUUCAUCUCUCAGCAUUCCCUUUGUGUUUCAAUUAUCGAACGCUGUCAUUCCAUUCUCUACCCCGGAUCGGUACUCAUUACCUAGAAGUGUCUUAUUUGCCGUGGUAUGCUUCAAUUGUCUUAUUUUUGUACCCUCGCAUGAAAAUCAUCUGAAUCUGGCUCUGUCCCCGACCAGCCCCCCCCCGGCCUUUGCCUCAAGACAUAGACGGACGCCGUGUUUAGGAAAAAAACAAAAUGUUUGAGUCGCAUGUUUUUCUUUUGUAUUGAGGGCGUAAAAAGUCGGAGCUGAAGUCAGCGUCGAACCUUUCUUAGCCAGCCUCUAGCUGCAGUGCUUGGUACUGCUAAUAUGCUGUAUGCAUCAAAAUGGGGAAACAGCUGGGUUUGAUUGCAGAUGGAAGUCUCUAUCUGCAGCUACCUUGGGAUCGAUCCAAGGGUUCCCUUGUCUCCCCACGAUUGUCAGCUCUAUCAUUUCAUACGGUCUAAGCCUAUCGUACCAGUUUGUUUCUCAGCUGUUACCCCUUGGCCCCAAGGCGUGUGGCUGGCUGUAAUGUACUGCAGUUUGGUGCAAUUUCCCUGCCCUUUUUCUUUGCUUCUAUUCCCCUUCCAUGCCGUCACCCAAUGGCUUUUAACGACGGCCGCUGACAAGCAUCCCCCAGUCAAACUCCCCCUUCGACACAGUCCGUGCAGCUUAUUGGGUCGUGGGACAAUUUCAGCCAAUCUCACCCCAUGCAACGAGACAUCCGGCGGGGCCGUGAUCAGUGGAGAGGUUGCUAUUCUUUUCGUGACAUUGUCUGUGACGACGUUUCCGUCUCGGCUUCUGCGACGUGCGCUGGCGUAGGCGCUGGAACAAGCUCAAGCUCAGGCUCAGGUACUGGCACAGCACCUUCGUAUCCCAACAAGAGGCACGGUGGUCUUAAGAUGGGUCAUACCUAUUAUUACUACUAUGAGCUAGAUGGCUCGGUCGAGACACACGACCCUAGCCUCCCUUCAACCACAGCAUGCCCAUACCUGCCUGGCCAAACUGUCAAUACUUUAAUCGUUCCUGUCGAGCAGGCUCUCAGGCAGCGAAGUGCUUCUCUCACCUCUAUGCGUGCUACCGAUCUCAAGACCAUGAAUCCCGAAUCCAAGUACAUCACACCUCGACCUGCACCUUCAGUACCAGCCAACCACAUCCCCUACCGGGUUGGCUCAUCUCCAUCACUAAAUCACAAGUCUUCGUCCCGAUCAUUAUCACCUGCCCCGGCGGCAUGGAAGCGCUUGUUCGGUCGCAAGGUGAACUCUGAAGGCGAGCGUGGGCGAUCUCCCAUCCGCAACGACUUGUCUGGUACCGCCGAGGAUAUCGAUGACCGUUGCACGACGCCAUCAGAGGGCACUCGAACAAGAGAUAUCUCACCUGAAUCUCUUCGACGCUUCCUAUCUGAUGAUUUUCCUCCUCGCCCUGGUUCUAACCUCAGUGAAAGGCCAUCUCUAGUCAUCCCUGAAGAGGUUGUAGAGGACAACGAGAACGAUGACGACGAUAACUUUGCUACUUCAGCAGCAUCUGAUGGACAGCCCUACGUCACUCGUCUCUCACCCCCUCCCUUUAAGCGAACUAUUUCCUCCGAGUCAGUUAGGAGCGAUGCCGCUAAUUUAAGCUCGCUGCCUCUGAUUCCUUCAAAACCAUCUAGGAAGGACUUAUUAGAGGUCAGCGGUGUGCCCGCAUCGGCUGUGCUUCCCUCACGACCUAGGCUGGAGACUGUUCGGGCCCCUAACCCUCGAAUCAACCCUGCUACGAGCUUCUUCUUGUCGCCAGCCACACCAAACUUUCCCGAAGAUGAAGGAACCAACUUCUUUGAUCUUACCGAUGACGAGGACGACGUUCUGUCAAGUAGCAACAGUGACAUCCUCGCAUUUCAGCCUGUUCCCGGCAUGGCCCCUACCACCGACUCCUUCGAGUGCUACAGUCUCCCGGAGUCUCAGGAACAAGGACGGAAAAUUGUCGAGUCCCAGUCAGCCUAUGCCAAGGUCAACUCUCCAUCGCUUCUUUCUCGCGGCGACAGCGGGAACUUCCUCGGUGCGCCUAUCGAUACCGGCCUGGAUGACUUUGCGGCCGAGCUGGGCUGGAUGGUUGACGUUAUUGGCUCCAAGGCCAACUAGUCAGCUACAACAUACUCACAUACUAUCUGAUACGAUACAACUUAAUUCUGGGCUUCAACGCCUACCACACUCUAUGAUCAACAUUGUUUCGACGGCGUUUAAUACUGGUUUUCAAAAAAUUUGGGUUCAACAUUUGAUGAACAUAACACAGCGGGAUUUGCAUUUGGCGUUUUAGAAGGAACAAGAGGGGAUGGCGCAAGCAUAGGCAGCUCAACGAGAUGUCAACCAUACAACAAUCCCCGAGGGGUAAUAAGAAAAGGAUCUGGGCGAAUCGAAAUAGACGGCCGUGUAACAAUGGAAUUCUAAAGGAGUAUGUGAGGGAAUGGUGGUAUGGUUCAUGAGACGGACGACACGGCAGUUAUCGAAACACGAAUCUUGGACCUAAGGGGAGGAUUAGGGUUUGGACUGAUUUGCUCUCAUCUGCAUGUGUAUGUAGAUGACAUAGCGAUCGGCAAGUGGCACAAUCUUGAUAGAUGAGAUAAGACACAAUUAUAAACAACCUACAACACUGGUUUUACCAGUUAUACACUUCUGUUAACGCGUCAAACGAUGAAUAAUCUCAGCCGUGCUUUUGUGCUGUCAAAAUGUUGUGUUCAUACAUAGUGGUACAUAUUGUAGUUGCUGUCGUGUUAUCAUGCCAAUUCCUGUGAUUCAACAGCCCUGUAUCUAUCCAGUAGAAGUACUAUAUACAGUGAUCUAUGCAAUUCGUCUCGAAUACUAUUGAGCUGUCUGAAGUGGUGCUGGGGGAUUUCCUGCGGUAGUUGAUUGAGGGUUUGUUGGAGCUUGAGCUUUUGGCUCAGAAGCAGGAGUAGUAUUUGGCGCUACUGGUGUUGCGGCCGUUGUAUUCGUAGUCUUCGUAGGCUGAGUGACUGCCGGUGGCGCCAUCUUGGGUUGUAUCGUCUGAUUAGGCUCAGAGUUUGGUGGUGCGGAAGCCCCUUGCCCAACCCCAGUCAUCUUGUGCCCAGUAGUCGGGAUACCCGACGGAACAUCAGGGGUAUUUGUUUGGGGGUCCUGGGCUUGAUCCGGGGCCUGGACAGCAUCUUUGCCCUUAAUGCCCUCGUCAGGUGUAGAUUUUUUCUCAGGCCCCUUCUUGUCAGGGUUCAGGAAGCGUUCGGGGACGCCUCGUGCAGCAUAUGUUCCGCUACCGACCCAAGCACCAAGGAUAUGGCUCCAUCGGUACUCGCCUCGGGUAAGGCGUUGGAUCUCCCGAUACGCAUAGGCAUUGUAAUAAGGAAGACCGGUACGCGGAUCCCGAUACCGAGCGGGAUGAUUUGUGAUUACGCAAAGAGGCGCAGGAGAAGGUUCUGAACAUGGUUAGAGAACGUGACGUUUAUUGAAGAUCCAUGUAAACUUACUGGAAAGCUUAUUCAUCUUGCGGCCAAAGAUGAUCUGCGUCUGAAUGCUACGAUCCUUGAGGGCGUUGUCGUCAAAGUUUUGGAAGACAAUGGCAUUGCGGGCUCCGGUUGAAGGCUGAGGAGGUUGAGUUUGAGAGUCGGAGGCUUGGGUUACAGCGGGAGUGUCGGGACUGGUAGAUUUGGUAGGGAGAGCGGGCGUGAUAGUUUUGGGUUGAAUAUUUGUUGUAGAAGAUAUGGGUGUAACUCCUGUUGAAGGUUUUGAUGGAGGGGGUGAGAUAGUUGACGGAGUGUUAUGAAGAGGAGCAGUUGCAGUGAGUGUAGGAGGCAUGGCCCCUUGAGACGUAUUUGGUGGUGCCAGGACAUUGGAUUUGGGAUUGCCGUAGCCCAUCAUAGGGGGUGCAUUUCCGUUGAUACCAAUACCUGGAGGAGGAGCAAGUAUAGGCGCUGCUAGAACGCCAGAUGGUUUAGAAUCUGGUGGACGAGAUAGUCCUGACGGAGGAGCCACGAAGGAAUUUGUCGUUGAUGCUGACCCAGCGGGCGUAGGUGGAGGCGGGGGUGGUGCAGCGAGACCACUUGGUGGAGGAUCCUGAGCUCGAGGAGGGCUUGGAGCUGGCACGAAGGUCGAUGCUGGAGGAGCUGGAGCAGCCAGGUUGCUUGGAGGUGUAGGCGGCGGUUGAGGUGGUGGUGGCAUAGUCAUCGGAGGAGGGAUGUCUUCAGUCUUGGGAACCGCUGGAGGAGCACCGCUAGUCUCUGAAGUUGAAGGUGCAUCUGUGGGUUUCGUGAUAUCUUCAACAGGUUUAGUAGGAGUAGCGGGUUUCGUGUCUUUAGAAUCGGAGGCUGCUACAGGCUCUGCUGACGCUGUGCUUGGUGGUUUGUCUUGUGAAGGUUGCGAUCCCUCUUUGGCGUUGGCAAUCUCGCCAUUGGCAGCUGGCGUGCCAUUUUGACCGUCCUCCUUCUUGUCCUCUGUUGGACCAGCUUUCUCCUUGUCUUUAUCCUUACCCUUUGCCUUCUCGCCUCUCUUCCUCUUCUCCUUGGCAGGCUCCUCAAUCACCAUAUGCCUUCCCAUCCAUUCACCAAUGCCACUCCAAAAUGUAAUAACAGGCCCCUUCAACGUUCUGUUAUGAAGUGCCGCCAAUUUCGCUCGACGUUCUUCCUCACGCUGUUUCUCAGCCUCCUCCCAGCGAUUCAAACUCUUGCUAUUGCGCUUCUCAACAAUAGCUGCCUCUCGUAAUCGCUCCUCCUGAGUCAUCGGUGGUUUCUUCAUCGCCUCCAACUUGGCAGCUUUCUUCUGCAUUUGAGCCAACUGUUUUAUCCGGCGCGCCUCUCGCUCCACCAUUUGUUGAUGUAAUUGCUCCUUGGAGAGUCGAGUCGUUUGGCGGGAAGAGGCUCGUGUCGGUAGGUCCGCGGCAGACGGCAGCCACGAAGUGCGCUCAGAUUUCUUCUUAGGUCGUGGCGCAGGCUUCGCAGGUGCAGGCGUUCUCGUCGUAGGAUCGAUACGGACUUUCUUGCGGAAUUUGGCAGGGAUGGCUUCUUGCGCCUUUCGCUUGCGCUGAGCAGCGCGACGUUCCUUGGCCUGCUUUUCCAAUUCCUUCUCGCCCUCGAGGUCAUCAUCAUUAUUAUCGUUCUCGUCUUCAUCGUCUGAAGAGUCCAUCUGGACAUCCGAACCGUUCUCUUCAGCAUCAGAGAAACCCUGGUCGUUCUCAUCUUCAGCGAAAAGCAGUUCGAGAUCGGAAUCGGGUUCCUCGUUGGCGAGCAUCGACUUCAUUCGAUUGCCGGCGGUCGAACGGCGCUUUCGAGUUGUAGCAAGCCAUUCUACUGUGUCUUCGUUGUUUUUCUGGCUAUCGGUGUCGGUAUUGGGGCCAGCAGUCUUCAAAACUUCAGCGUCACUGUCGCUGUCACUGAGGCUAGAUAAUGUGGAAGACAAGGGAGUCCCCAUAUCGGACGGUUUGGAUUCCGUUUCCAUCGCGAGUUAUCGAUUGUCGGAACGAAAUAAGCGUAAAGAUAUCACAUUGCGUAUUUUAGACGAUAUCCAAGUUGAUAUAAUGGAGAGGUGUUGUGUCGUGGUUUUUCGCCUGAUGGAAUUCAAGCUAAAGAUGCAAGGUUGACGAACGCGUUUUUUGGUGGGGAGAAGACUAGAUUUGGAUGGAUUUUUUAGGCUGCUGACAUCAUGACAGACGGUGUAAUAUGAUAGGUGCG
Messenger RNA from Fusarium odoratissimum NRRL 54006, 6993 nucleotides. RefSeq lists its product as uncharacterized. The transcript has 2 exons. The record is from RefSeq and is a predicted model, not a curated record. NCBI's taxonomy places the organism in Eukaryota, Fungi, Ascomycota, Sordariomycetes, Hypocreales, Nectriaceae. The coding region runs from base 2033 to 3442 and encodes 469 amino acids.